This is a messenger RNA of Melanotaenia boesemani (Boeseman's rainbowfish), 3676 nucleotides long. It is a transcript of the gene zc3h7a, whose product is annotated as zinc finger CCCH-type containing 7A. Gene Ontology annotation, biological process: miRNA processing. The record is from RefSeq and is a predicted model, not a curated record. The transcript is spliced from 23 exons. Gene Ontology annotation, molecular function: protein binding; metal ion binding; miRNA binding. NCBI's taxonomy places the organism in Eukaryota, Metazoa, Chordata, Actinopteri, Atheriniformes, Melanotaeniidae. The coding region runs from base 168 to 3143 and encodes 991 amino acids.
AAAAGAAGAAGAAGAAGCAAAGGGCGGCCUUCAAUGAUAGCCCAAGCCAAGUUGUUGUAGCUGAAACGAAAAUCCCCUCUCUACCUUAAUAUUACUGGCUUAAGGGUUGUCUGGAACAGAGAUCCAUUCAUGUGCUGUCUGAAGAGAGGAUACUAGAAGACGCUAACAUGUCCGGAGUGUGUCGGGACAGAAGGAGUCGCUGGCAGGAGAUUCAGAAAGGCCUACAGUUUAUUCAAUCCACCCUUCCAUUUCCUGGAAGUCAAGAGCAGUACGAGGUGUUCAUAAAGGACCUUGUGUGGAAUCUGUUUGGAGAGGGAAAUGACGUGUUUAAAGAAGGGGAAUGGACUAAAUCUAUCGAGAUGUACACCGAAGCGCUGAGUAUAGCGGAUUAUGCCGACACGGAAGAAAUCUGUAUUCCAACUGGUUUGCUGGAAAAACUGUAUGCAAAUCGAGCUGCUGCGUAUCUUAAUAUUGUUCCGGGACUGUAUGACCAAGCACUAGAAGACUGUGAAAAGGCUCUCCAGUUAAAUGAGGGGAACUACAAAGCCCUGUACAGAAAAGCAAAAGCCUUGAAAGAGAUGGGAAGACAUCAAGAGGCCUAUGAGGCUGUUGCCAAAUGCUCUCUUGCAGUGCCUCAGGAUUCCAAUGUCACACAGCUGACUCAGGACCUUGCCAAAUGUUUGGGGUUGAAAAUCCGUAAAGCUUAUGUCAGAAGUAAGCCUGCCUUGAAUGUUUUGCGAGGAUCUAGUUAUCAAGAUUCCCCUUGUGACAAAUUUUCUCAUGGCUCAGCUUCAGUUGAAGAUAUAGAAAUUGAAGUGCCUCAGUUGACCCAGGAUAGCAGUGUUUUGGCUCCAUGUCCACCUCCAAUCCAACCUCCAGUGGCAGCGCACCCACCUCUUAAUGACUCUGUGGCAGAUGAACUUCCUCACAGCAACAGCAUCUUAUCUGUAACCACGUCUGAACCUCCGGGCUUCGAGUCUGUCCCCCUGUCUGUGUCUGCAUCCACAUCAGUUCCUCUUCCAGUGCUCACGUUUGUAAAUGGGUGUCGAACCAGCAAGCCUUGCCCGAUUCUUGAACCUAGUCAAGAUUUUGAUGCGGACAUCAUCGGGGAUGAUUUAGACGAUUUACUGGACCAAGCUGGCCCUGAAUCAGCCUUGGAUAUUCCCACUGUGAAAGGGCCUCUUCCUUUGCCAACCAGUAUUGCCUCGGGUAGUUCCAUGUCCAGUCCAUUCCUGAUGCCAUCUCACAUAAACCCAUUUCUACAUGGUGGUUCCCAGCAAUGUACUGUAAAUCUGCCGCCUCUGUAUCACAAAUCGGGGUCAAGUACUUAUUUUGGUAUGGACACUUUUGACUCUUUGCCCCCACCAUUGGACUCUCUGGAUAGUCUCAGCAUAUCAGACUAUAAUACCGAUUAUGUUCCAAGUCCCUUCAUUCCACAGAUCAACAAUAAUGACGCUCCGAUGGGGAUGGCGGUGGGUAUGCCUGAUGUGAAGGGCUCCCCUGCUGCUGUGGAUCUAGCAAAGAACCCCUUAGCUGAAACACAUGAAUUCAAACAAGCCUGCUCAGUGUGCUAUGUCAAAACCGGACCUGGAGUGUUGGAUUACACACUUCACACCGAAGAGCAUAAAUGCAAAAAGGAUGUAUUACUUGGAAGAAUCAAGCAUUUACCAGACAAAACGUGGAAGCUCAUUCGACCCAGACCAACAAAAACCCAAUAUGUUGGACCUUAUUACAUUUGCAAAGAGGUGGCUGUUGGAAAAGAGUGCCUGUACCCUGGCCACUGCACAUUUGCAUACUGCCAGGAGGAGAUUGAUGUUUGGACUCUAGAGCGGAAAGGGUUUAUCUCCAGGGAAUUGCUCUUCGAUCCUUUUGGGCCAAACUCUAACGUCAGGCUAACUGUCCCAAAGAUCUUGCAGGAGCAUCGUGGAAUAUUCAUGUUUCUCUGUGGGGUGUGCUUUGACCACAAGCCCAGAAUAAUCAGCAAAACCAACAAAGAUGACCCUUCCCUCUGCUCUCAUCCGGUGACAAAACACGACUUUGAGGAACAUAAGUGCCUGGUCCACAUUUUGAAGGAGAACACAGUCCGCUAUUCAAAAAUCAGACCUUUAAAUCCCCACAGCCAGCUGGAUCUUUGUCGCCAUGAAGUUCGUUAUGGCUGUGUGAGAGAGGAUGAGUGCUUCUAUGCUCACAGCCUCAUUGAGCUGAAAGUCUGGAUGAUGCAGCACGAGCUUGGUAUCACUCACGAAAGUAUUGUUCAGGAGGCAAAAAAGUAUUGGAAUGCAGCCGCUUCAUUGCAGGGGGUGCAGCUUUCCAUUACCCAGAGGAGGUUUGGCCCACCAAAUCUGAAGAUGAUGUUUGUUUGUGGCCAGUGUUGGAGAAACGGCCAACUAAGUGAAGCUGACAAAAACAAGAGGUAUUGCUCAGCCAAGGCAAGACACACGUGGGCAAAAGACAGGCGGGUGGUGCUUGUAAGCUCCAUUGAAAGGAAAAAGUGGACAACAGUAAGGCCACUUCCAACCAAAAAACCCAUCCCAUCUCAGUUUGAGAUUUGCAUGCAUGUGACAGCUGGCAAGAAGUGUCAGUACAUUGGAAAUUGCACAUUUGCUCACAGUGUUGAAGAAAGAGAUCUUUGGACCUACAUGAAGGAAAACAACAUUCCAGAUAUGGAUCAGCUUUAUGAACAGUGGCUGCAGUCUCAAAAGCCUGGAUGGGGUGAAGAGACAUCCAACAACUCUGUCAGAGAGAAUGGCAAACAGAUUCACAUGCCAACAGACUAUGCUGAGGAAGUGGCUGGCAAUCAUUGUUGGCUGUGUGGUAAAAACUGCAACAGUGAGAAGCAGUGGCAGCAGCAUAUCACUUCAGACAAACACAAAGACAGAGUUUUCAACUCCGAGGACGAUCAGAACUGCUGGCAAUACAGAUUUCCAACCGGCACUUUCAAAGUUUGUGAGAGGUUCCUCAAAGGCACAUGCACAGAAGAUGACUCGUGUAAGUUGGCACAUGGAGAGCAGGAGCUCAAGGAGUGGAUGGAGCGCAGGGAAUUCCUUUUGAUGAAACUUGCCAAAGCCAGAAAAGAUCAUCUUAUAGCACCGAACGACAAUGACUUUGGAAAAUACAGUUUUCUGCUUAAAGACAUUAAAUAAUGAUGUGCUGACAAUAUUCAUGCUCUGUUGCGAAAAGUGCAGUAUUCAGUCUUGAGUCAAGUCAUUCUUGAAAGCCUCUGCUGAACACAGGAAGUGGCCUGAUCACAGCAUGAUUUUAAAGGAGGGCAUUCAGGACCGUCCCUCUGAUUGGUGGCUGGUUUUCUCUGAUCAGAUCUGAGUGUUAUCAUUAAUAGCAAAUAUUCAGUGUGCAACACUUGAAACUUUGCUACGCAUCGUUCAGUAGAACACCUGAAAUGGUGACAAAAAUAGCAUGUGUAAACCUUGAUCAGAGACAUUUUCUGAUACUUAGAGUUGACAUAAAGAGAAAAAAAAGUAAUUUCUUUUCACAAGCAGUUUGUAUAUGUUAAUGGCCUUUCACGUUUUAAGUAUAAAUUACUUAAAUUGAGAAGUUUGGUUGACAUUCUUUUGUUUUAAUCAGUCAACAUAGGUCAUGUUCACUUUCCAUUUAUCUAAUAGUGUUACCAAUGUAAUGGGUACCCUACCAAAUAAAGCUUAUUUUUAAUCUAUUGAAA